Molecule: messenger RNA, 1284 nt
Organism: Saccharomycopsis crataegensis
Lineage: Eukaryota; Fungi; Ascomycota; Saccharomycetes; Ascoideales; Saccharomycopsidaceae
Gene: INP54
Product: phosphoinositide 5-phosphatase INP54
Exons: 1
Coding region: 1-1284 (427 amino acids)
Biological process (GO): phosphatidylinositol dephosphorylation
Molecular function (GO): phosphatidylinositol-4,5-bisphosphate 5-phosphatase activity
Source: RefSeq, a predicted model, not a curated record
AUGUCAAUUCCUCUAUUUUUAUUCACUUACAAUUGUGGUAAAAGUGCCGAGGACAUUUGCAGUGAUGCGGGGCUGACUGCCUACAGCAAUUUUGUCGAUAACCUCUUUGCCAAUAUACCGGGCUCGAAAGCUUCUGGUGAUCAUGCUAAACUUUACGUUUUUGCGUUCCAAGAACUUUGUUCUGUGCUUAAUGGUUCCUUUCCUGGGAUUGUGGGGCCUAAACUUUCAAAACUUGGUGAUAUAAUUUUGGAUGUUCUUAGAUCAAAGCACGGUCAUGAUGUGGAUUUCACCCUCAUCACCAAAGCUCACAUUGGGGCAAUCGGACUCUUGGUGAUUAGUGACUCUCCGCAAAAUAUAAAGAGUAUUCGUAAAGCAGAUUCUAGCUGUGGGUACUUUAGAUCAUCUCUUAAAGGUGGCUGUGGUGUUAGACUCACCUUGACUCAUGAAGAUGAUGAAACGGAAUUCACAUUUGUAUCGUGUCACUUGAAUGCCAAUGAGGGGACUGAGAAGUACAACCGUCGAAACCAGGAUUUUUAUGAUAUUGUGAGGUCCAUGGACUUUGGUGAUGAAUGGAGUGUUUUAAAACCAGAUUCCCACUGUUUUAUCAUGGGUGAUUUGAAUUAUCGUGCAACUGCCAAUAUUUUCAAAACGGAUUCUUCUACUACUAAGGACCAAGCAGAAUCAGCUGCCGAUACUCUUCUACUCACCUCAUUUAAAAAUCUCGAAGAAGUGGAUGAAUUAACAUGUGCUCGUAAUGCAAACCAGGUCUUCUGGGGGUUUGACGAAGCCCCAAUUAAGUUUCGUCCAACUUAUAAGUUCUUCGAAGGAACCGCAAAGUAUAAUUCUAAACGUAUACCCCUGUGGUGUGAUAGAAUUCUUUAUCAAUCUUACAAGUCGCCAGUGGAGGAUGUUGGAUCAUCGUCUUCUACUGAUCUACCUGUACCAAGCCUGGAUAAAAUACUUCCACCUGUAAAGGUGAUUUCAUAUUCUUCAAUUCCUGAAAUUUCUCUCUCAGACCACAAGCCAGUGUACUUGUCAAUCAAUGUCCCCUUCAAUGCUCCAAAGUCUGUUAUCGAUUCCCAAGGAUUGCUUAUCUCUCGCCAAAAAUCCCAAGGAAGUUUGAUUCUCAAGCCAACGGUAUGGGAUAAACAAUUUAAUCGUCGUUUCACUUAUACUGCUGAUACCCUUAUCGGUUAUGGUUUAUGGGGCACCUGUACACUAAAGGGACGUCUUUUAUUUUUCUUAGUACUCGUGGCGGUAUUAUUAUUCAUUGAUUCUUUAUAA